Messenger RNA from Scheffersomyces stipitis CBS 6054, 375 nucleotides. RefSeq lists its product as uncharacterized. Lineage: Eukaryota; Fungi; Ascomycota; Pichiomycetes; Serinales; Debaryomycetaceae. The transcript has a single exon. The coding region runs from base 1 to 375 and encodes 124 amino acids. The record is from RefSeq and is a predicted model, not a curated record.
AUGAGUGAAUACGGUAACAAGAACAAAAAGACAUUUGAAGAUGUCGAAUUACCCACAAAUCCCAACCUUCCGGCCUGGGUCAUUACACCCAAGGAAGAGAAGGUGAUCUUUGACAGAUGGAGGAAGAAGGCAUUCGCCAAAUGUGACGAUCUCAUCAAAGCAUACGUUGAGUGUUCCAACAGCUACAAGAAUCCUUUUGAGGGUAUCAAAAAUUGCGAGAAAUUCAACGACGCCCAAUUAGCCUGUGUUGCUCAAUACCAGAAGAAAGAGUACUUAGAUAUUGAGAGAGAUAUCAUGAUAGAUGAAAAGAUAGCGAAGAAGAAAUUGUACAAACAGCACUUAAAGGAGUUAGAGGCCCAGAAGGCGCAAAAUUAG